Molecule: messenger RNA, 744 nt
Organism: Exophiala bonariae
Lineage: Eukaryota; Fungi; Ascomycota; Eurotiomycetes; Chaetothyriales; Herpotrichiellaceae
Exons: 2
Coding region: 1-744 (247 amino acids)
Molecular function (GO): heme binding; iron ion binding; monooxygenase activity
Source: RefSeq, a predicted model, not a curated record
AUGACAGCGAGAGUGUCAACAGCACUGCGACACAUGAAAGAUGAUGAGCAUGAUUUUACCCCCGUGCUUCAAGCUCAAGUCCACAACGGAAGGCGACAGGGGGUGGCGCAAAGCAUGGCAGAGCUAGCAGCUAAUGGCAUAGGAAGCAUCAUCGCAGGUACAGACACAACCGGCGUGGCUCUUGCCAUUGGCAUGCGGUCGAUAUACCUCGAUGAAGCAAUUCGCUCGCGCCUACAUGCUGAGCUGAAGACCAUCUGGGAGACCGAGAGCAAUCACCCCACCCUCCCAACCCUUGAAAACUUACCCUAUCUCCGUGCAUGCGUCCGCGAAUGCCUUCGAUUCUCGAGCCCGAUCAGCGGACGCCUACCUCGCAUCACGCCACAAGGAGGCCUCGACUUUGCCGGGUAUUACAUCCCCGAAGGCACCACAGUUUCAUCGGCGGUCUACCUCAUGCACUACGACGAAGAGAUCUUUCCUGAACCCUUCAGAUUCAAUCCUGAACGAUGGCUGGCGUCCGUGGGCCGCGAUACCUCCAGACAAGAGCAGUGUCUCGUGCCCUUCUCGACCGGUUCUCGCGGAUGCAUUGGGCUGAAUAUCGCCCAGGCCGAGAUAUACAUCUGUCUAGCGACCAUGGUGAGAUGGUUGAAGGGAUCGCGUGUACUUGACUCGGAUCUCAAGACGCUGGUGCAAUUCACUCGUUCCGUGCCGGGAGGUUUGAAGGUUGAACUUGUCGAGGCAGAGUGA